Messenger RNA from Chironomus riparius, 4013 nucleotides. Lineage: Eukaryota; Metazoa; Arthropoda; Insecta; Diptera; Chironomidae. The record is from the annotation of a GenBank genome assembly.
CGAUAAUUCCAUAGAUCAUUUGCAAGGAUUUUUCUCUGAAAUGGCUCUACAGUUUCCAACUUGAAGAAUGUAACAACUAAUAUUAUUCUAAUUAUCACUUCUAGGUAUAAAUGUAUAGUUUUAUUUCUCAUGAUUUUACAGAAAACUAAUUUAAAUGCCUCAUUUGUAAAAGUAAAAUGAUAUUUUGAAUGCUCAAGUUAUAAAUGACAUAUAGCCAGGAUGACUAUAGCUGGAUAAAGAUGAAAAUUAAGCAAUUGAAAGCGCAUAAAGAACUUUAAUAUUUAAACUAGUUAAAGCAAUCAACAAAUAUAAGCAUAUAUACUCAAGAGUUUAAACAAUAACUGCACAAGACAAACUGACUGAAAAAUAAGCACCGUCUUCAAUAUUCUAUGGAUGCAGAACUCGGUUCCUCAACAAAAUAUUUAAAAAUGAACAUGGAAGAGUGCACAGAAAAGUUUUUUGCAUGGGAAUCUCUGAAAUCUAUAAUUGAUAACAACAUUGAUUUCCUGAAAUGUGAUCAAUCCAGCUAUUUGACACUACAUGACGCCUUGUUAGGGAUAACAAAUCAAUUGAACGAUGCUCGCAUUCUUUAUGAGGAAAUUGAGUCUUUUUGUAAAAAGUACGAUGUAGACGAAAAUAUUCAAGCUAAUGGAUAUAGAAGCUUCUUAAAGAUAUUUGACUCAGCUAUCAAUCAUGCCUUCAAAACACUCAAACAUUACACAGAGAAUCGAUCAAAGCUAUUUUUUAGGAGAAAUCAUUACAUCAAAGAAAUUGAAGCAUGUCAUCAACUAUUGGGAGCUUUGAAAGCUUCGUUUAAGCAGUUGAUAUCUUUACAUUUGUCGAGUGAAGAUGGGAAUCUCUUUCCCACAAAAGAAUUUACAAUAACAGAUGUUUUCAAACAAGCUUCCGAGAUUAAUCAGACAGCAUUCUAUGGACGAUGCUUUGGAUUUCAAUUUCAUGAUUCUAUUCGUAAUAUUCUGAAAUUCAUUUCUAUAAUCAUGGCUAGUUACUCAGAAUCAUACUAUAGCAAUAAUGGCAAGUUUGUGAAAACAUCUAACUCAAUAUACAAUAGUGGUAGAUAUUAUUUUGAUCCUGAGAUGCUUGCAAGGCGAUUAGUUGACUUAUCACAAAAUGCAUCAGUUGAUUUUUGCAAGAAUUUUUGGUGUUUAGCAGAAUCAGAAAUAAUUCAUUCCAUACCAUUUGUGAAUUAUAGUGUGAAAGUUAACCAUCUCCUUAAAAUCAAUCCUAACACUUUGAAGAUACCAAAAGUGAAUUGUGAUGGAUUUAUAGAGAUUCAAUCUCCAGGAAUUAUACAGGCACGGCUUAUAAGCUCUUUCAAACGAGUUGGAAUGCUUGGUGAAAAAGAUGUGAAAUCUUCAAGUGUUUUGCCAAAAUCCAAAGAGAUUUUGUUUCAUUGUCAUGGAGGUGGUUUUGUGGCUCAAAGUUCUGCAUCACAUUUAGUGUACUUACUUGAGUGGGCUGUUAAUUUAAACAUUCCAAUUAUAUCCAUUGAUUAUUCACUCGCUCCAGAAUAUCCAUUUCCACGUGCAGCUAAUGAAAUUUUUUAUGCAUACUGUUGGGCUCUUCAAAAUUGUGAACUAUUAGGAUCAACAUGCGAAAGAAUAGUUUUAUGUGGUGAUUCUGCUGGAGCCAAUUUGUGCCUAUCAACAUUAGUCAAAAGUAUUUCAAUGAAUAUAAGAAAACCUGAUGGAAUUUUCAUUGCUUAUUGCCCUAUCUUAGUUUCUUUCGAUCCUAGUCCAUCAAGACUAUUGUGCCUACAAGAUCCACUUAUUCCAUUUGGAUUUAUGAUUAGAUGCUUAAAAGCUUACAUAUUGCAAAAUGGAACCAAAAGUGAUAAUAACAAUAACAAAGACUUAAAUAAUGAAAAUGAAAGGGAUUUAUUGAUUUCCGACUUUGAGAAUGACGAGAUUAGUGGAUCGUCGAAUAAAUCCGACUCAUUUGAAGAAAUUUCGUGUUUCGAAUGUCAUCAAACUGACUCUGACAUAAAAGCUCAUAUUUCUCAAGUUAGCACAGCUAGUAAUGAUACAUUACAAUCCCUUCCAACUGUUACUGAAAAAUAUAAAGAUACUCUCGAAUAUGACAGUCCUGUUGACAGUAUUAAUUCAACAAUUUCGCUCGAAAAAGAUCCAUUUGAUGGAGAGGUGAAGAUGGUAACCAGCAAAACAACAAUGAUGAUACCUUCUACGUCUGAAACACAAUACGUCGAUAAUUUUAUUGAAAAAUAUACAAUAGAAGAAAAACUAAGGAACUGCUCGAAUAUCCGUAAAGUAUCGAGAACAAGAAGUGAAGAAAAUAUAAUAAUUGAUGUAUCAAAGGAAACGUUAUGUGUAAGGAAUAUCCAUAGAAGAUUUCAAUUUGCUGCAUCGUCAUUUCGUAGAUGCUUUUCUUCUACUUUUGGAGGGUUUACAAGAAAUAAUCACACAAUAAUUAAUUUAUUUGAAGAAGAAGAAGAAAUUAAAUCUAAAACAUCCAUUAAAGCAGUCGAAGAUUUUUCAUUUACCGUACCAAAGGAUCCGUUGCUAUCACCAUUCUAUGCGAGUGACGAAAUACUCAAAGAAUUUCCUCCAAUCAAAAUACUCUCAUUAACAUUAGAUUCUUGUUUAGAUGAUUCCGUUAUGUUUGCCAAACGCCUUAAGUCUCUAAAUGUCAAUUUUACUUUAGAUGUACUCGACAAAUUGCCUCACGGAUUUCUUAACUUUUCUAGAUUAUCCAAAGAAGCCCAUGAAGGCUGCAAGCUUUCUAUGGUUCGAAUUGCGGAAUUGCUUGAUCUCAAAUUAGACUUGGCUACAAGCUUUUGUCAUAAUAAUGAAAACACUGUAGUAAACAUCGAACAAAUUUUCAAAAAAAAGGAAAUUUUAAAGCAGCCACAAUCAACAACUCAGGAAUGGGCAACAGAAAAAGUCUUAGUCCUUAGACAAAAUCAAACAGAUGAACAACGUUCACAGCAGAGUGAACAACGAAAACAACGUUUGGAAAAGAGAACUGAAGAAGAGUGUAAUAAUAGACUUGAAGCAGAUCGUUUGCGUAAAAGACAAAUACAAAAAAACAAUACUGAAGAAGAGUAUCAGGCCAGUUUCGAAAGAAAUCUUAACAGACAUUCUGAACAUAUAAAUAACGAGACAGUUAAUGAACGACAAACUACAUUGGAAACUAACAACCAAGGACAGAAAAGGAGAAGAGAUAACGAAACCUCCGAACAGAGGCAAAGAAGAAUUACAAAUUGCAGCACAAGAUCUUACAAAUCAGCGUAUUAGAGAUGAGGCAAUCAAUUUUGCGGAGCCUACCACUUUCUGAAAGAGCGACCACAGGACGGUAAAUUCAACUUCUGUUGUCACAAGAAAAAUAUAUCUGGACACUAAGGAAUAUCCAACAUUCCUGAGAAAUUUGAUGACCAUUCGAGAUCGGGAUGGUAAAAACUUUAUGGACAACAUAAGAAAAUACAAUAGUGGUUUAUCAUUCACAUCAAUGGGAGCUAAAACUGUUGGGGUUCAAGGAAAAGCUUAUCACAGAACAUCCCACCUGGAACUAGGGUUUGGGGAACAUGUUAACAGAAAACAGCUGUUUUUCGACAAAAAUCUGUUAACAGAAAACAGGUCUCAAAAACAGGUUCAAGGAAAAGCUUAUCAAAGUACAUCCCACCUGGAACUAGGGUUUGGGGAACAUGUUAACAGAAAACAGCUGUUUUUCGACAAAAAUCUGUUAACAGAAAACAGGUCUCAAAAACAGAUCUGUUUUUCAUUUUUACAUAUAAUUUACAGAAAAAAAAAAUUUCUUAAUUUUUUGAAGAACUUAAUAAAGUUUUCUAGAAUUCCAAAUUGAAAUGUAUUUACUAUUUUAAAUUUUUUUGGAUAUUUAAUAGGUUUGAAAUCAUUAUCAAAUUUAUGAUUAAUCAUUACUAAUUUUGCAAUCGAAAUUUUAAAUUUGUUGAACCUUUUGUAGCAUUUACUAAAGUUCAAAAAUAUAAUCAACAAUUUUGCAAGAUAUUUUUUUAU